Culicoides brevitarsis is the source of this 1868-nucleotide messenger RNA. RefSeq lists its product as uncharacterized. Lineage: Eukaryota; Metazoa; Arthropoda; Insecta; Diptera; Ceratopogonidae. Gene Ontology annotation, molecular function: protein binding. The record is from RefSeq and is a predicted model, not a curated record. Bases 40 to 1770 code for a protein of 576 amino acids. The transcript has 2 exons.
UCAUGAAGUAAACAACGUUUUUUUACCAAUUCCAUCGUCAUGUACCCGUCUUCCGUGUCUUUCAAAGAUGUUCUGCUCGAUCACGACUACCACAAAGGCACCACAGAGCAACUUUUCCUCGCACAACCAAAUGACGCCUCCCGAAUCCGCUUCUGCCUUCAAUCCCUGUACGAAGAACCGCCCGGAAGUUUGACUAGUUUGCCCGACGCCACGGAAAUGUGCAAGCCAAAGAACGAUUCAGCUGCUUUAAGAGCUCGCCAGAUCGGAAAUGACUAUUUUGCGUCAGAAGACUUCAUUUCAGCCAUGGAUUGGUACAACCGAAGCAUUUGUUAUGCGCCAAAAGACUCGGAAAACCUCGCAUUGGGAUACGCAAACCGAUCUGCGGUCUUUUUGAAGACGGGAUUUUUCAAAUUUUGCCUGGAAAACAUCGAAAUCGCGUUGAAUCUCAAUUGUCCGAGCGGUGUGAAGGAAAAAUUGCUGAAACGACAGGAAGAUUGCUUGGAAAUAAUGUCAAAACGAAGAGAUAACCAAGAAAUUUACGACGCCGCUUACGAUCCAUGGAGUUUGACGCAUCCCGAGGGGAAGAAAACUGUUCCGAUGGUCAUCGAGGGACUCGAAUUCGUCAAAAAUGACUUUGGAAGCUCGAUUUUUGCGGCACGUGAUUUGAUGCCAGGUGAGGUCUUGAUGAUCGAAAAAGCGUAUUCGAAUCACGUUAAAAAGCAUUCCGAGUUCACCAGAUGCGCAAAUUGCCUCAACCAGAACUACUUGAACCUCAUUCCGUGUGAUCGUUGUACCAAAGCGAUGUUUUGUUCCACGAAAUGUCAACUGGAAGGUGAUCGUCGUUUCCACAAAUACGAAUGUAAGAUCAAAGAUGGCAUGAUAAAGUUCUUUCCGAACUACGUUUGGCCCAUUGGAGUUGCAAUUCGUGCCGUUUUACGUGCCUUCACGAUGUUCGAUGAUCCGCAAAAGCUCAAAUCUUUCAUCGAAAAAAUCGAAAAAGAAGGCGAUAACAUCGAUUUUUUGAAUUUUAGUGAAAAGGAACAUUUUCGGGCAGCUUAUUUCUUGCCGCCGAAUAUCUUAAGAACGCCAGUUGAACUGUUCAAACACACGAGAGAAGUGGCUGCUGCUUGGUAUUUUCUUCAACGAUUCACCGAAUUACCGUUUCACUUGACAAAUCGCGCCUUGGAAGAUCUUUUCCUGUCAUUACUCUUCCGCUUUUACGAAAUCGCCAUCACGAACGGCAUCAUUUUGUGCAACAAAAACGAAGAUUUGGACACCUAUGCAACGGGAAUCUUCACUUUUGACAAACUCAUGAAGCAUUCUUGCAUGCCGAAUGUCGUGCGAAUCAACGACAAAGACGUUCUCCGGAUCGUGGCAAAGCGGAAAAUUGAAGCUGGCAACGAACUUGUGAUUAAUUACAGCGAACCGUAUUCCGUUUUCAAUCGGAAGCAGCGGCAGGAGAUUUUGCAGACGCAAUUUAAUAUUUAUUGCGCUUGUGAGGCGUGUUUGAACGAUUAUCCCGUGACAGACGAGAUGGUGCCAAGUAAUUUGGUUUUGGGAAAAGUAAUUUGUGAUGAUUUGAAGGAGUUGAAUCGGUCGUUUGAUAAGAAUUUGGCACGGAUGUUGAUUCAAAAGUAUCAGAAAUUUAUCGUGGAAAAUGAGAGUAAUCCGAAAUUGCUUGAAUUAUACGUUGCGGAGGGGGUUUUGAUAGUUGCUCUUUGUACUUUGAUGUUUGGACCUCCGUUGAAAAAUCAAUUUAAGUCCAUUUAGAGAUUUUUUUGUGAUUUUUUUGAACAUGAUUUAUUAUUUUUUGAACCUAUAUUGAAGAGAAAUAUAGAAAAAAGUUUAUUUUUUACAGAAAAUUUUAA